AUGCCUAAAAAUACACAAACAGAGUUCAACAUCCUAGAUUCUCAUGGAACUAAGUGUCAUCGAUGGGUGUCCAACAUUCAAAUCACGUUCGUCAGAAAGAAGUUUAUUGCUGCCAUCAAACCUCCAAAAGAAAAAGAGGACCAAGCGUCUAAUGUGAAAGCCCAGGUGCUGAUGUUUCUCAGGCGCCAUAUGGACAAGAUGCUCAACAACAAAUGGAGAUCUGUUUGUCUACUGGAUUUUGCCAAGGUUCAUGAUUACCAUCAGGCAAUCUUAAAUCUCCAAGCAGACUUAAAUGUGUGUGGUAAGGAGAAAACUGGCGAUGACAUGAUCGAGAAGACCCUAGAGACUUUCCCAGAAUCUACAAAUGAAAUAGCUCACCAAUAUCGCCUUGAUUAUGAGGCCAAAAGAAUCAAGAGUUUUACAUAUUUGAUGAACUUUCUCAAAAAGAAGGAACAUUAUCAUAAGAUCAUUCUCAACAACAACAAUCUAAAACUUGCAGGGACGAAAAGAGUUCUAGAAGCUAAUUAG
Molecule: messenger RNA, 528 nt
Organism: Argentina anserina (silverweed cinquefoil)
Lineage: Eukaryota; Viridiplantae; Streptophyta; Magnoliopsida; Rosales; Rosaceae
Exons: 2
Coding region: 1-528 (175 amino acids)
Source: RefSeq, a predicted model, not a curated record